AUGGACGCCUCCUCCCUCCGCAUCUCCAAGUUCGAUGGAACUAACUUCCACGCCUGGAAGUUCAAGAUGCAGAUGGUGCUGGAGGAACGGGACCUAUGGGAGGUCGUCAGCGGUGAGAUCAAGGCGGAACAGUGCGAGACUCAGUUGGACCAAGCGACGUACAAGAGGAAGUCAAGAAAGGCGAUGGCAGUGAUCUGUCUAGCCAUGGAAGAUUCCCAGCUACCGUUGGUCCGGUCGGCAAGUGGUGCAUGCGACGCAUGGUCAAGGUUGGAAGACCACUUCGAGAAGAAGAGUCUUGCCAACAAGCUGUUCUUGCGCCGUCGCUUCUUCACGACAAUGAUGGAAGAAGGCGACGAUGUGCUCGAACACAUCAACAAGCUCAAGACGCUGGCGGAACAGCUAGAAGCGGUGGGGGCUCCAGUCUGCGAGGACGAUCUGGUGAUCACACUCCUCGGCAGCCUGAGUGACUCGUAUCAAUUCUUGAUCACAGCUUUGGAGUCGCGCUCAGACACUCUUAGCUGGGAGCUCGUGACGUCUCGACUGCUUCAUGAAGAAAUGAAGCGGAAGGAGCAAGGAAGUAAAGGUGAUGAAGCUUCGCAAGGUCAAGCGUUCAUCACAAGGGACAAUCAGCGCAAAGGGCGACCAGUGAAGAAGUCCUGGCCGUGCCACAAUUGCGGAAAGAUUGGUCAUUGGAUGGCGGAGUGCCCCUCGCGCAUCCAAGAAAACACGGAGAGACACCGGCCACAGCGUGCUCAAGACAGCGGCGACCGCUAUCGAUCACAACGUGCAAACGUCGCUCAAGAAGAAGACUCGGGCGACUACCUCUUUUCGAUCGGUGAAACGACAUCUGCGAAAUCGAGCGACAUCUGGCUGGUCGACUCCGGGGCGACGCAGCACAUGACGUGCUCCAAGAAGUUCAUGCGGAACUACAAGGGGUUUGACGCUGUGGAUGUCCAUCUCGCGGAUGAUGGAAUCGUCCAAGCAAUCGGCAGUGGGGACAUUGUCAUGUCGAUGAAGACACCCCAAGGGAUGAAGAAAGGUGUGCUCACAAACGUGUGGCACAUCCCAAAGUUAUCCAGAAACCUGUUCUCGGUCGGCCGCUUCACCAAGGAUGUCGGCCCAGUGACGUUCACGAAGGAUGGGUGCUAUGGAGAAGCGAAAGGGACCAAGUGGAAAAUUGGUGCCCGUGAAGGUAAAGGACUGUUCAAGCUGCAAAUGACUCCAGUGGCGCCGUAA
Molecule: messenger RNA, 1236 nt
Organism: Peronospora matthiolae
Lineage: Eukaryota; Oomycota; Peronosporomycetes; Peronosporales; Peronosporaceae
Source: the annotation of a GenBank genome assembly